Suillus subaureus is the source of this 881-nucleotide messenger RNA. RefSeq lists its product as uncharacterized. The record is from RefSeq and is a predicted model, not a curated record. The transcript is spliced from 5 exons. The coding region runs from base 83 to 811 and encodes 242 amino acids. NCBI's taxonomy places the organism in Eukaryota, Fungi, Basidiomycota, Agaricomycetes, Boletales, Suillaceae.
CUCCUGGUCUACAGGAACGCCUGGAACAAUUCUGUCACCAUUGGGACCAAAACAUACAAUAGAGCUGCCGCGGACAGAAGGAAUGAGUCCGCCCGCAGAAAAAUUUCCAUUAUCUUCUACGUCAGACCAUUCUGAUUUACAGAAGCUAGUGUUUACCUCGGAAGUAGUUCAGGGGAAGAGACCUCGAAGCGAUUCCAUCGAUGAGCAAAGUGUUCUAUCACCGCCUUUUGGGCUAGAUGGUAAUAAUGAGCCCUCGACUCCUUUGUUGAAAAGAAUUCGAACCGAACAGCACCUCUCCAUUCAGAACAGUACAGCAGAAGGGAAGCAUACUCUUGACAACCUUUCAGCUGGAGAACACCGAACCACUCAACCAUUACUCAAUCCUCCACAUCACACCAAACCCUUUCCAGAAUUACCCAAACCCCUUCCAGGAUCACCCGGCAUGAGCAAUAGCCCCACCCCUACUGGCCCCCGCCCACCAGGAGAUAGAGGGACUAUCAACAAACUAUCGUUCGAGCUAUCAAAGGUCCGCAGUCAGCUGACUGCCUUGAAACAUUGUGAGAAAGGGAUGUCAGAAGAGCUUAUUCGUCUUGGUGUUCCCCAGCCGAAGAGUAACGAAACAGCACCCUCUCCGCAUGAUAUGGAGGCGCGACUGAUACUGCUUGAAAUCGAGUUGCAGCAGGAAAGGACACAACGUCUCCAUGCUGAACGUUUGCUCAGUGAAGUAGAGAGGGAGUGCAAGAUUCCGUUUGUGGUGCCAGCGUUGUUCCAGGCGUUCUGCAGAAUAUCGGAGCUUGGGCACCAUGAAUAAUCCAAGUGCUUUUUUUGCAUACGUGCAUAUCCAGAGUCAUCGCCCGAGUUCAGGUUCUGUGCUCAACCGG